Molecule: messenger RNA, 2083 nt
Organism: Contarinia nasturtii (swede midge)
Lineage: Eukaryota; Metazoa; Arthropoda; Insecta; Diptera; Cecidomyiidae
Product: probable tyrosyl-DNA phosphodiesterase
Exons: 2
Coding region: 116-1798 (560 amino acids)
Biological process (GO): single strand break repair; double-strand break repair
Cellular component (GO): nucleus
Molecular function (GO): double-stranded DNA binding; single-stranded DNA binding; 3'-tyrosyl-DNA phosphodiesterase activity
Source: RefSeq, a predicted model, not a curated record
UUCUCAUUUAACAAAAGAUCAAUUUCUAGAAACAAACAAAACAUUCACAAAUUGACGAGUGUCCACCCAAGUUACUGUCCGUGUUAGAGUUUGUUAUCGUUAAAAUGUGUACGUAAUGGAUCAGUUCCUGAAAAAACGUGAUGAAAAAUCAACCGAUCCUUGUCAAUACAAGGAAAAAUGCGUUCGCAAGAAUGCACAUCAUUUCAUUGAAUAUGCACACGAACACUUGGAGAAUAUAAUCAAGGAAAACUUUUCUCGCAACAAGAACGAGAUCGAGAACUACGACAUUCCAGAGGAGUUGAUGACAAACAAAACCGUAUAUUUGGAUCAAAUCAAAAUCAUCAAUGAUGAAUUUUCAAAACCGUCACCUGAACUCAGUGCAAAACGUAUUAAAAUUGAAGUGCAAAACGACACACAGCCAGAUGUCAAACCAAUUAUAUCGCCUGAGCAAAUACAAAACGCACAACGUUCUGCUGCACGUCAAACAUCGUCAAAUGUAUUGACCAAAUUGAACGCAGCAAAGCCGUACAAUUAUUUCUUGACAACAAUCGAAUCAUCAGUACGAACACAUACUGACCCAUUGAGCAUCACAUUCCAAGAACUAUUGGAUCCAUCUUUGGGAGAAAUUGAAUGUUCAGUGCAAAUUAAUUAUCUAGUUGAAUUGGAUUGGUUACUGGAUCAAUAUAGACAAGCAAAUUGUUUGAAUGCACCGGUACUCAUUUUGCACGGUGACAAAGAAAUUCCGACAAAAUUAUCACAAGUAACUACGCAUUUUGUUGACCUUGAACAAGGAACGCAUCAUACAAAAAUCAUGUUGUUCGGAUACAAAGACGGUUCAAUGCGUGUCAUUGUGUCGACAGCUAAUUUGCGUGCAGUAGAUUGGCGAAAUUACACCCAAGGUAUGUGGAUAAGCGAUCGAUUGCCGCCGUUAAAAUCAGAAAACAAAGCAUUUUUUGAUGAUGGUGAGAGUGCAACGGGAUUUCGCAAUGAUUUGAUCAUAUAUUUGGAGGCAUACGAUUUGACGCAUUUGGAUCCAUUUAUCGAACGUAUUCGCAACACGGAUUUUUCUUCAGUGAACGUUUGUUUGGUGACAUCAAUACCUGGCUCAUUCGAUGACUGGACAAAUGAUUAUGCACAUGGUUAUUGCCGCGUUGAAUGGCUUUUAUCACAACAUUGUGAACCAAUCAAGAAUACAACACCGCUUGUGGUACAAUGCUCAACUUUUGGAAACCUUGCUAAUCGUAAGGAUGAACGGGGUUGGCUGAAUGAGUUUCGAAAUAGUUUUCGUCAAUCAAAUCCUACCGGUAAACUACCACCGGUUCAAAUAAUUUAUCCAACGUUUGAUAACGUUGAGGGAUCAUAUGAUGGAUUAGUCGGCGGUGGUUGCUUGCGGUACAAUAAGACACGGCACAACAAUCAACGAUGGGUGAAGAAAAUGAUGUAUCAAUGGCGUGCCGAUGCACGUCAUCGCACACGUGCCAUGCCGCAUUUGAAAACUUACUGUCAGUGCUCGGACAAUAAGAUGUUUUGGUUCAUUUUGACAUCGGCCAAUUUAUCGAAAUCAGCUUGGGGAUGGAAAAAAUGGAAGCAAAAUGAGGUUCAGGUGGGCAACUACGAAGCAGGAGUAAUGUUUUUACCGAAAUUCGUAACACACACAAAACACUUCUCAAUGGAUGCAUCUGACCAAACGACACCGGUAUUUCCAAAAUUAUACGACAUUCCGCUGACCAAAUACAAUAAAAAUGAUCGUCCUUAUCAUCAAGAUGAAGCGCUACCAAACGACUGUGUCACUACUUAGUUUCGACGUAUGAACCAUUUUCUUUUUGAUUAUUUUUUUUAGUUGACAUUUAAUUUGAAGUCUAAGGACAAAAGUCGACAAUCACUCAUAUCAAAGUAAGAAAACAUUUAAGAAAACUAAAGUACCUAUAAAUAUGUUUCGGAAUUGAUGGUUCAAUAAGCUAUACAUUGUUUAAUUAGUUAGUAAGGCAUUCGUUAAUUUUUUACGACAGAAUAAGUAAUGGAUACUUAUAAUUUAAAAUACAAUAAUAAUAAACUUUAUUAUUGCAAUAAACUUAUUGCUCGG